ACAAUAAAAACUAUUUUGGCCUCGUACCUUUUGAUAAAAGCAUACAACGACACUCGUCGAGAAAAUUGGAAUUUUAAAGCUCCUCAAUUCUGAUACUUUAAUCGACGUGUGCUGGAAUAUUUGUGAUAAAACACAUUCUGGUAAGAUUCGCUAUUUAUGUGAUCAGUAUUAAGCAAGUUUUGUUGUUGUCUUUUCAGUUAGGUAUCCGACAUGGGUUUGGUCUGGAUAGGACUGCUUAUGGCCUGUGUCACUGUUACACUCACUGAUGCUGAAUGUCACUGUAACACUACAAGCGCCUGUGCCGUGUUCCCAUCUACUCCCUGUAGCCAGGUCGGCAGUCCAGACGAAUGCCAGGAAGGAUGGUAUGGUUCGUACUGUCAGAAACAAAAUAUUGCGUUGGGAAGAACAUGCAAUCAGAGCAGUUCAUUGAACUAUAACGCAACUAACUACGGAGCGGGACUUGCUGUAGACGGCAGAGCCACCACAGAUGCCAGGAGCACGCCACUGACAUGUGCCCAUACACAGGAAGAGACAGAUCCCACCUGGACUGUGAACCUGAACACAUCACGUCCAGAAAAGAUACAACACAUAAGACUCUAUCUACGUGACGACUGUGAGUACAUCCACAUAUGA
Molecule: messenger RNA, 633 nt
Organism: Haliotis rufescens (red abalone)
Lineage: Eukaryota; Metazoa; Mollusca; Gastropoda; Lepetellida; Haliotidae
Exons: 3
Coding region: 211-633 (140 amino acids)
Source: RefSeq, a predicted model, not a curated record